AUAACGUCUAUUUGGAGCACCACGGUCCAUCCAUGUCGUGAGCGCCUUGAAUGAGGUUACAUGGCUGUAGGGUUGUGCGUAUCGUAGCUCAGUGGGAAGACCUUUUACCUAGUUGUACAUCGACCAGAAUUGUUGGACGUUUCUCAUCCAGAAUGUGGGGUAUUUUAACCAGAACGACGUUUAAAAUGGGGAUGGAGAAAACCAGUGGGUUGGUGAGGCCGGUCUCUGCGACCAAGCUUGCUGGCCGCUUCCUCGCCCAUCAAGAAGGGCUGCCAAGCCUUCCGGUGCCAGCCCUGCAGCAGACGUGCGACCGCUACCUGGCGGUGCUGGAGCCCAUCGUGGAGACAGAGAAGCUGAAGCGCACCAGGGAGCUGGUGACAGACUUCCAGAAAGCGGGUGGCAUGGGGGAGAGGCUCCAGAAGAGCCUUGAGAAGAGAGCACAGGGCACUGAGAACUGGCUGUCUGACUGGUGGGUGCUGUGUGCCUACCUGGACUACAGACUGCCUGUAGUGAUCCACUCCAACCCUGGGCUGCUCCUACCCCGGUUCGACUUCCGCGACAAGCAGGGACAAUUGAGGCAUGCGGCCAAAUUGAUUGCUGGGGUUUUGGACUUUAAGGCACAGGUUGACAACGAGACGCUGCCCGUGGAGCACAUGGGCCGGAGGCCUCUGUGUAUGAACCAGUACUACCAGCUCCUGUCCUCCUGCCGCGUGCCCGGCAUACACAGAGACUCAGUGGUCAACCACGCCAAGGGGCCCACGGCCUCCAGGCACAUGGUGGUGGCCCACCACAACCAGUUCUUCACUCUGGAUGUGUACAACGGUGACGGCUCGCCACUCAACGAGGACCAGCUGCUCGUCCAGCUGCGGAAGAUCUGCGAGGCCUCACCGCAGAGCAGCGAGGAGCCCGUGGGAAUCCUCACCUCUCAGGACCGCAACGUCUGGGGCAAGGCUUACCUGGAACUCAUCAAGGAUCCGACAAACAAGGAAUCGGUGGAAGCCAUCCAGAGGAGCAUUUUCACACUGAGUCUGGACUCCAUGUCCCACCAUGCAUUGGGUGAGACGGACCACAGUGGCGCGGCGCAACAGAUGCUCCACGGGGGAGGCAGCCAUCUGAACAGUGGCAAUCGGUGGUUCGACAAAACACUGCAGUUUAUCCUUGGAGAGGACGGCAUGUUUGGCCUCAACUAUGAGCACGCCCCUGCAGAAGGCCCGCCCAUAGUGGCCCUGAUCGACCAUGUUGAAGAAUGCAUGAAGAAGGCGGACAUGGCCCACUCUCCCACAUCUCCCCUGCCUGCGCCCCGCAAGCUACACUUCAACAUCACGCCGGACAUCCGGAGACACAUCGAGGAGGCCAAGCUCCACCUCAACACGAUGGUCCAACAGCUAGACCUCAAAUUGCUGGUGUUCAAACACUUUGGGAAGAACAUCCCCAAGUCCUUCAAGAUGAGCCCAGACGCCUUCAUUCAGAUUGGGCUCCAGCUGGCGUACUACCGGCUCCACCAGAAGCCUUGCUCCACGUAUGAAAGUGCCUCUUUGCGUAUGUUCAGACUGGGUCGCACAGACACCAUACGCUCUGCUUCAACGGACUCCUCGAACUUCGCCAAGGCUUUUGAUGACCCCGGGAAAAAGAACGCAGAAAAGGUGGCUUUGUUGGAGCGAGCGAUCAAGGCCCACCGGGCGUACACUGAAAUGGCGAUCCAGGGCCAGGCUAUAGACCGCCAUCUCCUCGGCCUCAAGCUGCAGGCCAUCGAGGAGCAGGUAUCGCUGCCGGAGAUCUUCACCGACCCCAGCUAUGCUGCGGCCAUGCACUUUAAAAUGUCUACCAGCCAGGUCCCGGCGAAGUCGGACUGCGUGAUGUGCUUUGGGCCGGUGGUAGAGGAUGGUUACGGAGUGUGCUACAACCCCAAGGACAAGCACAUCAACCUGGUCGUGUCGUCCUUCAGCACGUGCCAGGAGACGGACACGGGGCGCAUGGUGCAGGGGGUGGAGGCCGCCCUGCUGGACAUGAGGACCCUGCUGGAGUCCACACCCAAGGCCAAGCUAUGAAACCCUUACUGUUGACCGCUCGGGUCCAUGAUUAUUUAUAGUUCAAAUGAGGAGAGAGAGGGUCGCCCUGGUGGUCCCUUGGCUUGGGGGACAUUUGGUCUGUUUAUCGGUUAAACAUGCACUUUAGGUCAGCUGGGAUGUGUAUGAUUUGAAGUUCACAUUUCUGCUCGGUUGUGUUUUCUUUCUCUUCUUUUUUGUUUGGUGUUGUCUUAUCCAGUCAAGGGAUACACUCAAAGUGUCACAACCCACGGGUGCCUUCCCUGGUCGCAUUUCACUAUUUCUCCCUCUUAUGUAUUAAGUAUAAGAGUAUUUUUUUUUUAAGGUUUAGAGCGCCGUCUAGCGUAACACCCUUUGCAGUACGUUUUAAUUAGUGUAUGAUCCCAUGAAAAUAUAGUGAUUCGGGUGUUUGCAAUCUGCAACCUUACCACUAUCUUCCACUAGAUCUUACACAUUACACCGUUUUAAUUAAAUUAUUAUCAAAGAAAAAUGUAUUUAAUAGUUCAAUAAGCCAACCACCGUGAUCAGCGGCUUCAUUGUGCAUGUAUGUGCUUUGGACACACUGUGCUGUUAGGAAACUUUGGAUCCAACAUUUGUAAUGUUUACCAGAUUUUUUACCACUUCAUAAUAAUUUUACUGUACGAUUCGUGACAAGUGUCAAACACCGUUGGCAUUACAGUCUACGUUCGCAGUUGCCUCUGGAUCCUGAAGAGAGAAUAUGAAAUUUGUGUAAAGAUGUAUCUUGGAUUAAGACUUGACACACAUACGACAUAAGGCAAAUUACACACUUGAUGCAAGAAAAGUGUAAAAUUAAAUUGUCAAAUAAAUAUAUUAUGUGUAAUUGCCUACCUA
Messenger RNA from Gadus morhua (Atlantic cod), 2897 nucleotides. RefSeq names its product carnitine O-acetyltransferase a (gene crata). NCBI's taxonomy places the organism in Eukaryota, Metazoa, Chordata, Actinopteri, Gadiformes, Gadidae. The transcript has 14 exons. Gene Ontology annotation, molecular function: carnitine O-acetyltransferase activity. The record is from RefSeq and is a predicted model, not a curated record. Gene Ontology annotation, cellular component: peroxisome. The coding region runs from base 51 to 2048 and encodes 665 amino acids. Gene Ontology annotation, biological process: carnitine metabolic process, CoA-linked.